AUGAGGUCGCUUAGCACUGUCGUGGCCGCCAUCUUGUUCACAGGUUCCGUGUAUUGCACAUUGCCAUCUAUUGUGACACAACCAGAAGGAGGCAGUUUUACAGCGGGUAUAAUAAAUUUUGACCAGGAAUCUGAAAAGUGCUUCUUGAAAACACCCGCAGAUGAAUUGGUAGUAUUGAAACCUAUAGAUGGAUCUAGCGACAAGUAUGAAUUACUACCUGAAGAUGACGUCAUCAGAUGCAGGGUGCUGAUAAAACAAUUGACCCAGAAUGAUAACGGAAUAUGGACCCUUCAUAUGACUACGAAGUCUGGAAAUGAAGAUACACAAUCAUACAACGUUACCGUUCUAACUCUAGAAACAACUGAGCCACCGACUACAACGGAAAAAGACCAAGUUGAAAUAGAAAAUCUGCCAGCACAGAAUAUUAAUACCACACUUGGGACUAGCCAUAUCAUCACGAUACCUGACUUCUCAUUCGUGACCAGCGAAAGAUGUAUUAUAGUGACGCCAUCUGGUGAAAGAAUUGGUUUACAAGAACUGAAGGAUUCAAGUGUAAUCCAAGCCAUUACUGACUCGGACGCCGCUUGCGCUGUAAAGAUUUCCGUAAACAAUGAAGACGCUAUCGGCGACUGGUUGUUAAUCUCCGAAGGGACAAGAUUUUCCAAACAAAUAGAAAGAAGGUUGCCAUUUGCAGUACGCGUUGAAGAAAAUGUUGACGCUUCUAUGGACGAAGUAACAUUAGCUGAAGGGAACGAUUUCUACAUUAGAUUGAAGAAUUCUAUUCCCGAUUCUGGUACUUGCAGACUCGUUGGACCUAAUGGCUCACGGAAUUUUGAGAUAGACCAGCGUUAUUCGGAUGUAUGUGGUUUUUUGGUUAGAGAAGUUAUACCCGCCGAUGCUGGCACGUGGGAGAUUCAGUAUGGUGAUAAAAUAUUAUACCGUGCUCGAGUUAUUCUACAUGUUAAAGGUAAUUCAGCAAAUAAAUUAGACCCGCUGACAUGGUCUAGAGACAAUCAUUUGAAUACUACACUCGGUCCUGAAACAGCGAUUUACUGCAAGUUAGAGAGUCCUAGCGGAAGAAUAGUUUACGAUGGUUUUGGAAGAUGCAGAGCUGUUAUUGAUAGAGUUACCAUGGAACAUGAUGGACUAUGGAAAAUGACUGUUGGAGCGCCGGGAGGAGUGUUCACACAGAAAUAUGAAGUUACAGUCAAAGUUGUAGAAAGAUCUCACGACACGCCUGCAAUCACUAGCGUGUCAUACAAUAAGCCGGUUGUUAUUAUGACGUGUAAAGCCACGAGUCGGGUUCCAUUCAACUCUUGUAAGUUCCGGAACCCGGUGGGAGAGAUACUCUUGGCUUCGGAAGGAGUUGGUCAGGGAAGAUAUAGCUUCCAUGGAAAUGGAACCAGCUUCAACGAGGGCUUGUACACACACGAGUGUGGGUUCCAACUAUCCGAGCCUCAAGUACGUGAGCUCGGGUUCUGGAGGUGUGUUCUGGAGACAGCUGACGGGAACCACUACGGGUUCCUGAAGGUACUACCUCCAUGGAGCAUGAGGGACCCUGAGGUUGUAGCGGGUAUCGUGAGAACGCCGUCCGUCACUCCGUCAGGCGACGUGACGUCUCUCUCCGGUACGAGUGUUCGUUUCCAUUGUUCCUCACCCGCCGCACUCCGCUACUGUUACUUCAGAGCUAGGAACGGAACCGUUUACAACGUCGAUCAGAAAGCUAAUACUCCAUACUCCAUAGCUUCAUCGAACUACGAGGGUAACGGCUUCCCGUCCGGAGAGUGUGGUAUAAGGUUCGAGUCCCUGGUAGUGAACGAUUCGGGACCUUGGAGUUGCCAUGUUGGUAUUGAAGAAGAUGGAUCCUUAAUUGAACUGAGGUCUUCAUUCAAUGUUGCCAUACACGAACCGAUGGUAGUGAAUCAGUGGAUGGAAAAAGACAGAUUGAUGCUGACGGCUCAGGUCCACGGAUCACAACAACUUGAAUACUGCAGAUUCGUCCGCAUUGAUGGCCUCGGCUUCACGAGCGUAUCCUUACCUCGUUACACGGACACGUCAGACCUAUCCGUCGGUCGUUGUGGCCUCAUUAUAUCCGGAGCCAGUAUUAUGGAGCGUCACCCGUGGACAGUGGUCGCGAGGGUGGAAGGAGGAGACGAACUGGUCGGAACCAGUACACCCACAUUGGAUAUACCAAGACCUAUUAGAAGACGAUCUUUAAAUUUCCCUCUCUUAAUAAUAAUGUCGAUCGGCAUUAUAUUGAUCAUACUCGGCGCUAUCGUCGGUCCCAAGAGGAACCGGGAGUGGGCGGCUCAAAGGACUAGCGCGUUCAGAAACAGCUUGAGAAACAGCUUCAGGAAGAAACCAUUACAAGCUGACAGCAACGUGAACACAGCUUGUGCAGCAUAA
Danaus chrysippus (African queen) is the source of this 2406-nucleotide messenger RNA. NCBI's taxonomy places the organism in Eukaryota, Metazoa, Arthropoda, Insecta, Lepidoptera, Nymphalidae. The record is from the annotation of a GenBank genome assembly.